Pelobates fuscus (common spadefoot toad) is the source of this 864-nucleotide messenger RNA. RefSeq names its product mitochondrial ribosomal protein S26 (gene MRPS26). The transcript has 4 exons. The coding region runs from base 61 to 666 and encodes 201 amino acids. Lineage: Eukaryota; Metazoa; Chordata; Amphibia; Anura; Pelobatidae. Gene Ontology annotation, cellular component: mitochondrial small ribosomal subunit. The record is from RefSeq and is a predicted model, not a curated record.
UGGUUUCACUCUAUCCACAGGGUUCUCGUGAUCUGGCAUCAUUCCCAUUUGGGAUUCAACAUGUUGAGAUAUUUCCGACAUUCCCACAUUCUCCAGGUAAAGCCAACUCCAUGUUUACCUCAUUUAAGGGGCCGGAAAUCUCGCACAGACCCUCCUGCCAAGUCCAAAGCGUUGCGUAUUAAAUACCCUCCUCCAGUAUGUGUGGAGGAACUGCUGAAUGUGAAACAGCGAUACCAUCAAUACAGAACGAUUCUGGGUGCUGUCAGAGCAGAAUGCAAAGAAGAAGUUUUAAGGACCAGAUACGAGGACCAGGUGGGAUCUUUGGCUGAACAGCGCCAUCGCCUGGAGAGUGAAGAGCAUAAAGCUUUGAUGGAUUGGAACAGAGAGCAGAACCGGAUCGCCUUACACAGGAGGCUGGAGAGAUUGAAACAGGAGGGAGAAGCAGCUCGAUUACAGCACGAGCUGUCUGUGCAACAGCGUCAAGUCGCCAUGCAGGAAUUCAUCCAGAAAAAGAAGCAGGAAAUCGAUGAACUUCAGGAAAUCUCCAAGACCUUCAUUACAGCUGAUAACCUGUCUGAGAGAAUAGAGGCAGCUCUGGACAAUCCCAGAAACUAUAACUUCUGCAUCGAUCGGGACGGACGGACCCUGAGUGCCAGGGAGCCAUAGUGUUUGUGGCAUUCCAUGAUCCUAUUAGCAGCAGACUGGCUUUCCAUGUGGACCAUACGGGGUGUACAGCGUACGUUGUUCAGUAUGGAUCUUACUAGGAGCAGAUAGGCCGUCAAGUCAACGUUCUUUAUCUCUCUCUAUUGCAUAACUGUAUAUAAGCUUGUGUGAUUCUAAUAAACUGAGUAAAUACCACGUGUA